Molecule: messenger RNA, 1503 nt
Organism: Spirometra erinaceieuropaei
Lineage: Eukaryota; Metazoa; Platyhelminthes; Cestoda; Diphyllobothriidea; Diphyllobothriidae
Source: the annotation of a GenBank genome assembly
AUGGACCUAUUCUCCGCCGCCUGCGAGAACUUUGGGCUGGUUAUCAACACGCAGAAGACGGUGGUGAUGCAUCAGCCGCCUCCCAACUCAGCCACAGCCCCAAACGCGCCGCAAAUCAACGUGAAUGGGACUCAACUGCAAGUGGUAGAGAACUUCCCGUACCUGGGCAGCACGCUCUCCCGCAACACCAAGAUCGACGACGAAGUCGCCAACAGGAUCUCGAAAGCCAGUCAAGCCUUCGGUCGCCUCCAAAGCACAGUUUGGGAUCGUCAUGGUCUCCAACUGAGCACAAAGCUGAAGAUGUACAAGGCCGUCAUCCUGCCGACGCUACUGUACGGAGCGGAGACCUGGAUGGUGUACACGAGGCAGGCACGUCGACUUAACCACUUCCACCUCAGCUGUCUCCGCCGCAUCCUGAGGCUGAACUGGCAGGACCGCAUCCCCGACACCGAAGUGCUGGAACGGACGGGAAUUCUGAGCAUCUACUCCAUGUUGAGACAAAUGCAGCUGCGCUGGAGCGGCCAUCUGGUGCGCAUGGACGACGAGCGACUACCCAAACGACUCUUCUACGGAGACGUCGCGACGGGUUCUCGUCGUCAAGGAGGCCAAAUUCGCCGUAACAAAGAUACUCUGAAGUCCUCCCUGAAGCGCCUGCACAUCAACCCGACCAACUGGGAAGAGCUCGCCCGCGAUCGUCCGACAUGGAGGAGAACAGAGAAGACGGGCGCUGCUAUCUACGAAGCCAACCGCAUCGCCGCCGCCAAAGUGAAACGCGAAGUCCGCAAAUUACAACUUCGCCCAAUACGCAACGCCGCCGCACAACCUCUCCCUACGUGUCCUCGAUGUCAACGGACAUUCCGGGCACGAAUCGGACUUGUUGGACAUCUUCGAACCAACUGCACCUCUCGAACUGCUCCAGCCAUCGUCCCCGCGCCCGCCUCUUCCUCGUCCUCUCUUCCGCCAACUAACUCUGACACUCCUUCUGCACCAACACUUCCAUCCUCCUCCUUCUCCUCCACUGCCCCAACGGUGGCCGUUCAGGCUGCCGUCUCACACAUCGCCAACCACGACACAGCAACCGCAAGCACCCCCACCUGCCCUCACUGCGACCGCACCUUCACCUCACACAACGGCCUGGUCGGUCAUUUGCGAAUCCAUCGCACAGAGACUGGUGAACCAGUGCCUGGAGCACCAACCUACACCCACCGCACUCGCCUCCACUGCCCACAAUGCCCUCGCACCUUCCGGCAUCGCAUGGGCCUAUUCGGCCACAUGCGCAUCCACGGGAGCGGAAUUGACCGCAGCCUUGACACACCCACCCCGCCGAGCCCCACUCCCAAUCCAUCACCUUGUGCACCCACUAACCACUCCCCAGCCGACAUCGACGCCACCGACCUUACCACCCCUCACUCCCCCCCCUUCCUCCUCAACCUCCUCCUUCACUGCCUCGACGACGGCCACUCCGGCGUCUGUAGCGCACGACUUUACCACAGCCGCACCUGA